AUGUCGCAGGAGAAUGUGAUAAAAGAUUCAUUCACCUGACCGGGGAAGUGCGAGAUCUGGAGAGGUAUUUAAAGAGAAUGGCGAAGGGCAACAACGUAAAUUUCGAUGGCCCCCCCCCCUAUCCAGCCAGCCAACUGGUUAAUUAAAUAUUAGGGCUUUUCAGCCCCCACAUAAAUAAAUGAAGGACAUGGUUGUCUUUUUCUGACUUUUUUUUUUUUUGUUCUCUGAGCCACCGGCGGAAGAUGUGGCAGUUGGGGACCGAAUGGUCUUUCUGAUUAAAGACAAUAACAUUUUUCGGACAUUUUCAUCUUACUACUUACAGCUAGAGGGCCCUAUGCCACCCGUGACGCGUUGUUGGAACUGUGGCUCUUUCCUUGGUUGCCAGUGCUUCUUCUUUUCCGGGGUUGACUGCACGGAGGUGGUCAGAGUUCAGCUGCCUCCGGCGCGUAUGAAAGUGCGCCGGAAGUCCAAGUCAGUACGUGUCAAGGCUUCAUCGAUGCGUUACAGCUGCUAUCCACAAAGGCAAGCGAGCGGGUUCGUGGAUGGCUACGGGACGUCCCCUGUCGUUUCCCUUGCCGUCUUCCUGCAUGCAAAACAUUUUCGACAACUUUUUGAGCUAGAAUUCGCUUCUUGUUUUGGGAAGUAAUGGAAUGGGGGCACUUGAACUGGAAGUUUCUGUCGCUCCGGUGCACGAGUGUGUUAAAGGGUGUUGAAUGAGAACAACGUCACUCAUGUAAAUGGGACAUGCGGCCAAGAUUGUACCGUCACCAGAACUGUCUGAAAGCGAGGUCGUCUCAGCGUCCCGUGAACCGGCGUUGGCCCCACGGGAACUGCACUUGCCAUCCCACGGUAUCAACCUUGCGCCGAUCGACGGUCCAGAAGAUUUCCGGAUUAUAAAACUGCCCGGUGGUGGCUUGACCUUCACAUUCUCCGUCAGCAGCACAUAGGUCAUAGCAGGCAGGGAGAGUUGGAUUGGAUCAGAAUCCAUGGUAAUAUCCUCCCUCCUUUACAGCUUACACGUACAAAUUGCCAACCGGGUUGGAAUUCUUAAUCCAGUCACAACCUGAUCCAAGUUACUUGAUCCAACCCCGGCUAAAAAUUAAAAUCCCACUUUGCUUGCUUGUGGGUUUUUGUAUUUAGGGGACGUCUUGUCCUCCAAUUUUGAUAUACAUUCCCA
Molecule: messenger RNA, 1177 nt
Organism: Nymphaea colorata (pocket water lily)
Lineage: Eukaryota; Viridiplantae; Streptophyta; Magnoliopsida; Nymphaeales; Nymphaeaceae
Exons: 3
Coding region: 263-646 (127 amino acids)
Source: RefSeq, a predicted model, not a curated record